UACUAUUUUGUGCAUCUUAGCAUUAGAUACAAAUCGGAUAGAAGUUGUUUGUGCAAAAAGAGCAAAGAAGCUUAGUAAUACAAGAAAAUAAAUUAAUUCUGCUAAACAAUCCUUCCAAUUAUUUGCGAGCCGUCAAUUGUUUUAAGCCACAACAACGCUAUCUUUUUACACAGCAUUUCCUUUACACAAUCAACUAUCGAAUAGAGUUUUGUCCAAAAACAAAAAAGGUGCUUAAAUUUUUGCGUUGCGUAUAUACAGAAAAUCAUCAAAUCAUCUGUGUGCCAAAGUGUCCGGGUUGGGCAAGGCAAGAAGAGACAGUUUGCAGCAUACAACAACCGCCGCAAGAUAAAAGUCGUUUAUUAUUUAUUAAGUAAAAGUAGAAAUUAGAGUAAUCGCAAGGUCUGUGUGUCACACAGUCACCAAAAACGAACGACUACCCUAUUCACCUGCUUACCUGUGUGGAAAGGGGGUUGGUUGUAAGGCAAAGAAUUUUGAUUAGAUCAUCCUAUCUGAAUAUAAUAAGAGCAUCAAACGAACAGACUCACACAGUGGUAGACGCACGCAGUCACUGAAGUUAGCAAGGAAACACCUUUUUUACCGUAUGCCAGGUUUUCAUUUCAAUGAAAUUGGUGAAAUGGUGGUGGAUGCAAUUGAUGACAUUGGAGUAGUGGACGUUUAUGAUUUGGCCUCGGAUAUUGGCAAGGAAUAUGAGAAAAUCAUUGAUCGUUUCGGGACUGAGGCGGCGACAGGCCUCAUGCCCAAAAUCAUUAACACGCUGGAAUUGCUGGAAGCCUUGGCUACCAAAAAUGAACGUGAAAAUGCCACCAUACAGGAGCUGAAAGAAAAAAUUGCCCAGUUGGAAAGUGAAAAAAAUGAAAAAGCCGAAUUUCGUCGCCGCUUCGAAAAGGAGUUGGAAAUGAUCGAAGAACAAUGGCGUACGGAAACGAAUGAUUUAGCUGAUUUGGUAACGUCGCUGCAGGAAGAAAAUAAACGCUUAAUAAAACAAACUCAAGAUCUGCAAUCCUCGUCUGCCCAUUCGUCGGGUUUGGGUGCCAGCCUAACGGAAAGCAUCAUCAGUAUUACCAAUAAUGAAUUGCACAGUGCAUUAAGUGAUACCCAAGUAUUGCAACGUCUCAAAGAACAAAUCUAUCGGCAGCGGGACGAGCUGAAGGAGAAAGAACGAGAAUUGCAAAGCAAAUAUAAAGAAAUUGAACAUAUGACUAUCCAACUGGAACGUUUUAAGGCAUCUGGACGUGACACACGUCGCCGCUGUACAAUGUUACAAACUCAAGUUAAAACUCUGUGCGAGGAACGUGCCGAUUUCUUGGCUCAACUGCAAGACCAACAACGUGAUAUUAAUAGCUUACGCAAACGUCUGGGUUUGGCCGAGAAAGAAAACGAAGAUUUGGUAAUGUCACAGGAUGACGAUCCAAAUGAUCCAAAUCGUCCACGUUAUACAACACGUGAGCUAAAGGAACUGAUCAACGAGCGAGACGAGCUGUUGACAACAAUCGAGAAUCUAAACGAAGAAUUGAGGGCACUAAAGCCAACGGAAAUAACCGAAAAUGAUGAAUCCAGUUCAGAUGACGAUGAUGAUGGCCUGGGAGCUGAGGGCGGUGAAGAUGACAGUCAAAAGAUGGGCGAUCAAACAGAAACGCCUCCAGAACAUGAUGCACCAGUACAAGGUCCUUUACCCUAUGAACCUGAUGAUGCACCUUGGAAAAAAUCCAGCGAAUCUGGCAUUCGCAAAUUUUUCCGUAAACUUUUCUCCGAUACCAAUGAUGGUAGCGGUGCUAAUCAAGCAACAUUCCAAAAACGUUCCUUAGCAACCUUGUCGAAAAUGGCUCUAUCGGCCACACCUGCAGCCGCCAAUCCGAAUGUUAACACAUUACAAUAUUACAGGUAUUUUUAAAAAUUAAAAACUAAAAAACAAAAGAAUGAAAUUACAAAACAUCACGAAAUACAUCAAACAUUCCAAUUGAGCCAACAUUAGGUCAUAUCACAUCAUCAUCAUCAACACUAAAAUAGAUUCUCAUAUUUUUUUGGAAACCAUAAAAACGAAAUAACAUAUCAAUGCGUUUAAAUAUAGAAAUAAAAAAGAAAAAAAAAACAAAAGAAUAAGAAUUUAAACAAAAAUGUCCGUUUUCCACGCAAAACAAAAAAUGCAAUAAGUAUUCUUUUUGAUACAUACAAACAAACAACAACAAUUUUUUUCACAACAAAUACAAUUUAAGUCAUAGACUGUGCCAAAGAUUUAUGUUAUUGUUUAUAAGCUUUCUUAUUCUUUGUAUAUUUGUUUGUGAUAAAAGAAAAAAUAAAUGAUUGUUUUCCUUUGGUGAAUGAAAAUUGGAAAAAAAACACGAAAUUUUGGGUCGAAAAACUCUACACAAAUUAUAAUUAUGUUAUUACAUGUGCAUGUAUUCUAUUGAUCUUAUUUUUUUUAUUUUAAGUUUAUUUUUUUUAUUUGUCUAUGUAAAUAUUAAUUUAGGUUGUAAUUUUCUGUGUUAUCUUUUUAAGCUCCCUCUCUCUAUAUAUAUUUUGUUUAUAUCUGUAUAUAUUAUUUAUUAUGAUUUAUGUUUUAUUAAUUAUCCUUCUAAUUUUGUUAAUUAUUUACUCGAAUAAUGAAUGGGCCAAUUCAUUUGGAGUUUCUUUUUUUUGUGAAAAUUAUCAUAAAAAUAUGUAUAUUUUCUUUUCGAAAAUGUAUCACUAAUUUGUUGUUACAAUAAAAUAAAAGCAUUUUUUUGUAAAAUUUUAAUUCAUGUGUUUACCAAUAUUUUUAUUUGUGUGUUAAAUUUGAAUGAGUUGUGGAAAGCGUUUUAUAACUUUUCCCAAAAACGAUUAUGGGGAAUAUGGAGAGGCUUGUUUUUUUUUGGGGGGUUUUUUAAAUUGUAACUGAAUUUCAAAGCUGUGAACAAAUUAUUGCAGAAAUUUGUUAGACUACCCAAAGACCUGCAAAUGAGAUUAAAUUUGCAAUGCAAUUUAAAUAGCUAGGUUACUGAGAGUUUACAAAAUUCUUAUGUUAAUUUUAUAAUAAGAACAAUAAUGGGAUUAAGCCUAAGUAUUUUUCGUAAAAAGAAAAAUUUACGGGUUUUCAAACAAACCUAUUGUUGGGGCAACCCACAUUAACAAUAUGGCAUCUCAUAUUGCAACAUCCUAUACGGCAACGCCCAUAUAAUAGGACGCCGUGCUACCGCCAUUUUAGCUUGCUCAGUCUUGUUUUGUCUGUCACUCGAGUCUGACUCACUACAUCGUAACUUCUUCAUUCUUUUUAAAUUAGUAGCUGUGAACGCUCAUCAUCCAAUAAAUCUUUACACCUUUAGUAUUAACAAACAUUGGCUUUUAUUUCAACCCAUAAAAGCACAACAAAAGUGGCGACGAGGAUAGUGGAAAUUGAUCAAUAAUUGCACACACAACAAUCCGCAAAAAUGUCUCAAGACAUAAUUCUACAAUUGUUAACAGAGCAACAAAAAGCAAUGUCGCAACAAACGCAACUGCUAAAGCAUAUGGCUGAUCUUCUUCAAGCACAAGGAGCACCAAAUUCACCACACUCACCACAAACAUCAAAUUCAUCCAAAGCAGCACUAAUGGAAUCACUAGCACAGUCAAUGACAGCAUUCGUAUACGAGCCAGAGAGCGGUCUGAUAUUUCAAGCGUGGUACAACAGGUUUGUGCAUGUUUUCGAAAAAGAAGCAAGCUCACUCGAAGAACAUGACAAAGUGGCCUUGUUAUGGAGAAAAAUGUCGAACCAAGUACAUGAAAGAUUUGCCAACUACGUAUUACCAGCAAAACCUGAAGACAUGACUCUAAAGGAUACAGUAGAGAAACUCAAGAAACUCUUUGGUAAAACAGAAACACAAGUCUCACAAAGAUACAAAUGCCUUCAGCUAGCAAAAGGCGACAGCGAAGAUUUCAGAGAAUACGCAAGCAGAGUAAACCUACAAUGCGAACUAUUCAAAAUGAAAGAACUGAAAAUCGACCAAUUCAAAUGUCUCAUUUUCGUCUUAGGACUCAAGUCAGCAAAGGACAACGACAUAAGACUUCGCUUACUAAAGGUACUGGAUGAUGAAAACACUACAAUGAACCUAGAUCAACUAGUAGACGAAACACAACGAAUUCUAGAUCUCAAAUCGGACAACAUUCUCAUUGAACAUCAAUCAAAAAUCGUCUGUUCACUCAACAAGCACGCAAAAGACUUUAAGAAGCACAAAACACCCAAUUCACCCUGUUGGUAUUGCGGAGACCUUCACUACGUCAAAUUUUGUCCUUUCCAGAAACAUAAAUGCACAACAUGCAAUCAAGUGGGUCAUAAAAAUAACUUUUGCAACAUCGCUAAAACUGGUAAGAAUUUCAAAUCAUCGUCUGAAAACAACCAGAACGAAUUCAAGAAAUACAGCAAUUCAAGGAAAUCAUUCAAAACUAAGGCAGUUUUCAAAACACACAACAUUAAUUUCCGCGACUUAAGGAAAUACACAACUGUCCUAAUUAACAACAAUCCUGUAAAACUUCAAAUUGAUACUGCAUCAGACAUAUCAAUUGUAUCUAUCAACACAUGGAAAGCUAUAGGUAAGCCUGAAGCCUACGAAACUUUUGACAACGCUAGCGACGCAAACGCAAAUUCAAUCAAGCUCCUAGCAGAAUUUCAAUGUGACGUCACAAUCGACAAAACAUCAAAAACAUUAAAAUGUUAUAUAACAGAUAUAGAAAAACUCAAUAUCAUGGGAAUCGAUUGGAUUCAAGCAUUCAAUCUAUGGCAGAAACCAAUAACCUCAUGGUGUCAUCAAAUAAACUUCGUUGAUGAAAUAGCAGAAUUGAAAACGAAUUAUCAAUCAGUUUUUGAUAACAGUACCCCAGGUCUGUGCAAAACAAAAGUCAACAUACAAUUAUUGCCAAACACAAAAGAAAUAUUCGUUCCCAAACGACCAGUUCCUUUCGCAGCAAGAAAGGAAAUUGAAACAGAACUCCUCAGAUUAGAAAACGCAGGAAUAAUCACACCGGUAGAUUCAUCGAGGUACGCAGCGCCGAUAGUGGUCAGCAAACGUAAUGGAAAAAUUCGAAUAUGUGCAGACUAUUCAACAGGACUAAACUCAAUAGUAGAACCUAAUCAGUAUCCAUUACCAACACCGGAAGAAAUCAUGUCUGAUUGCCACAACUGUGUAAUCUUUAGUCACUUAGAUCUCUCAGACGCAUACUUACAAGUCGAAGUUGACGACGAAAGUAAAGAGCUUCUCACCAUCAAUACACACAAAGGUCUAUAUAAGUUCAACCGUCUAACCCCAGGUAUAAAAUCAGCUCCGGGAGCAUUUCAAAGGAUCAUGGAUAAGCUAUGCGCAGGCAUAGAAGGAGCAAAAGCAUAUAUAGACGACAUCAUGUUAUCAAGUCCAUCUAUUCCGGAACAUAAAUUUAAUUUAAACAAGCUUUUACAAAGAAUUCAAGAUCACGGAUUCAAGCUGAAAUUUGAAAAAUGCCAAUUCUUUCAAAAACAAAUCAAAUAUCUAGGACACAUAAUAAGCAAAGAUGGAAUCAAACCUGACCCAAUCAAAAUAGCAGCCGUUCAAAAUCUUAAAACACCAGAAAACGUCUCGGAAGUAAGAUCGUUAUUAGGCUCUAUUAAUCAUUACGGGAAAUUUGUAAACAACAUGAGAACACUACGUAAACCUCUUGACGAUCUACUAAAAAAGGACGCCAAGUUCGAGUGGACGUCACAGUGUCAAAAAUCAUUAAACGACUUUAAGAACAUCUUGACAUCAGAUCUUCUUUUAACGCAUUACAAUCCAAACUUGCCUAUACAUGUAGCAGCCGAUGCAUCAUCUCACGGAAUCGGCGCGGUUAUCUAUCAUAUGUUUCCAGACAACACUAUGAAGGCAAUACAUCAUAUUUCCAGAUCACUCACACAAGCGGAAAAGAAUUACAGCCAAAUAGAAAAAGAAGGCCUAGCCCUUAUAUUCGCCGUUCAACGGUUUCACAAAAUGCUAUUCGGACGCAAAUUUACUUUACACACCGAUCACAAACCCUUACUCGCAAUAUUUGGUUCAAAGAAGGGAGUUCCAAUUUACACAGCAAAUCGUUUACAACGAUGGGCCCUUAUAUUACUGGCUUACAACUUCGAAAUUAAAUACACAAACACAAAGGACUUUGGUCACGCUGAUGUAUUAUCAAGAUUAGUCAACAAUCACGAAAAACCAGCAGAUGACUUUAUAGUGGCUUCAAUAUCAUUCGAAGAAGACAUACGUAACGAGAUAAAUGAAACUAUGUCAGUUCUCCCAGUAUCAUUUAAAAUGAUCGUCGAUGCAACAACAAAAGACACGGAUUUACAAAUGGUCCUCAAAUACAUUCAAACAGAAUGGCCAGAAAGCAAGAAAAAUAUUAACCCAUCAAUUAUUCAAUUUUUCAACCGCAAGGAAAAUCUUUCAACCUUCGAUGGUUGUAUUCUCUUCAAUAAUCGUAUAGUAAUUCCUAAAUCAUAUCAGAGACAAAUCUUACAACAACUUCACAGAGGACACUUAUCAGCAGAACGCAGCAAAGCCAUCGCCAGAAGUUAUGUUUAUUGGCCAAACAUCGACAAACAAAUUGAAGACUUUGUUCGGAAAUGCAAAAAUUGUCAACAUGCGGCAAAAAGUCCAGUAAAAACAAAUCUUUGCCCAUGGCCAUUAACUUCACACCCUCUUGAAAGGAUACAUAUAGACUAUGCUGGUCCAGAAAAAGGUAAAUAUUAUCUUCUUAUCAUCGACUCGUAUUCAAAAUACCCUGUUAUAUACGAGACAACAACGACAACCACAUAUGCAACAUUAAAAAUGUUAAACGAAUAUUGUGCACUCUUCGGAAAUCCUGAACAAUUGGUCUCGGACAACGGAACACAGUUCUGUUCAGAACAAUUUGAGAAGUGGUGCAGCAAAAAAGGCAUUAAACACACAAGGACUGUUCGUUUUCAUCCAAGUUCAAAUGGACAAGCCGAGCGUUUCGUUGAUACACUUAAACGUGCAUUAAAAAAACUAGAAGGGGAAGAAACGCCUACGGAAUCUCUCCAAACCUUCCUAGAAGUCUACAGAUCCACACCAAAUCCAAAUGCACCAGAAGGUAAGUCUCCAGCAGAAUCCUUCAUCGGAAGAAAAAUGAGAACGGUCUUCGACGUUCUAAGGAAGCAACAAUCGCCUGAGUAUAACGUCAAUCACAAAAUGGAACAGCAGUACAAUACCAAACACGGUACCAAAAACAGAGAGUUUAGCAACGGAGAAUUGGUCUAUGCCAGAAACUUCAAAGGAAACAAAAGUUACUGGACAACAGGCGAAAUAGUCGAGCGUAAAGGGAAAGUCAUUUACAACACUCUAAUCGACGUUGGGGACAGGAAAAUUCUAGUACGAGCUCAUACUGAUCAACUUCGACAUAGAGAAUCGGUAGAGUCAAGCAGUCAAGAACGACAAAAACUACCAUUAGACGUACUACUUGAAGAAUUCGAAAUCGCUUUGCCUAACCAUCAAGAACAUUUUGCAACUCCAACAGGUUCACCAAACUGGACACCUCAAAGAAUAACAAGUCGCAGACAACCAGUCGAACCUAUUUCAAGAUCACCUUCUCAUCUUAAGGAGGGAGAUGUUGGGGCAACCCACAUUAACAAUAUGGCAUCUCAUAUUGCAACAUCCUAUACGGCAACGCCCAUAUAAUAGGACGCCGUGCUACCGCCAUUUUAGCUUGCUCAGUCUUGUUUUGUCUGUCACUCGAGUCUGACUCACUACAUCGUAACUUCUUCAUUCUUUUUAAAUUAGUAGCUGUGAACGCUCAUCAUCCAAUAAAUCUUUACACCUUUAGUAUUAACAAA
Messenger RNA from Musca domestica (house fly), 7813 nucleotides. It is a transcript of the gene Rilpl, whose product is annotated as RILP-like protein homolog. Bases 602 to 1912 code for a protein of 436 amino acids. The record is from RefSeq and is a predicted model, not a curated record. Lineage: Eukaryota; Metazoa; Arthropoda; Insecta; Diptera; Muscidae. The transcript has 6 exons.